Tetrahymena thermophila SB210 is the source of this 2514-nucleotide messenger RNA. RefSeq lists its product as hypothetical. The record is from RefSeq and is a predicted model, not a curated record. Lineage: Eukaryota; Ciliophora; Oligohymenophorea; Hymenostomatida; Tetrahymenidae. Gene Ontology annotation, molecular function: protein binding. The transcript has 7 exons.
AUGUUGAGAAACUAAGACAAUAAAACCUCUUAGAAUUUUAAGCAGGUGCCUUACAAUUAGCUUUUUAAUAUGAAUCCUGAUAAUAAAGAUAAAAACUAUCCAAUAAAAUCUGCAACAUUUUUUAAAAAUAUGUUCGUAAAACAAAAUCAAGGAAUUGAGCAUAUUUAUAAAAGUGAAAAGUAAGAUGAAAUGUAAAAAAAUGAUAAAUUUUCUAUGAGUCAAGAUCAAAACUUUUAACAUAACAAAGUAAGUAAAAUAAAUACAAAUGAAUAAACUAAUUAUUUAUCGCAAUUCCAUACAAGUCAUUCUAGCUUAGCGCUACUUGCAAGGACCAAAGAAGAUAUAUAGACAAUUUAUCAGGGUUUUAAACAAAAAACUCAAACAUCGAGUGAUGAAAAUAGAUUCUUUUUUCCAUCUCGAAAUAAGAUGUUUAAUGAAACUAAGAGUAUCAUAGAAAGGGGAAAAGAAAAACAAGAUAUUAAUAGCGGAUUUUAAAUAAGUAGUAAUAACUAAUCUAAAGAUUAAAAUGUUAAUGUAAAUUAACAAAAUUCAACUUUAAAAAAAAGUUCUAUUCUCAUCAGAACUUAAUAACAAAAUAAUAGAAGUUAAAACUUGAGAUAAGUAAAGUAAGAUAACUCAGAAGAUAAAGAAACAGAAUUGAAAACUGAAAUUAGUAAUCAAAAGAUAGAUACUUAUCAAAUUAAAUAAAAAUUUAAGGAAGCAAGAGAGAAGAAAAUAUAUUCUAAAUCCUAAAAUAAGUUAAAUCCUGUGAAUGAAUUUAACUAAAUAACAACUCCUUAUGAUAGCUUUUUUAUUACACCUUAAAGUAAUAAAUUAAUUGAAUUGAAAAAUUACAAAACAAACUAAUCUUUUGCAAAAAACCACUCAUUCAAAGACACUGUUUAGUCGUAAAGCACUUCUAUAUCUCAAAAAAGAUCUUUCAAUUUUAGUCACUUUGAAAGGUUUCCAAAACUAGAUUAAAAUAUUUUCGAUAGCGAGAUUCCAAGCAUAUUAGAAAAUGAUAAACACAUCAAUCAUUCUAGAAGUUCAAGUUAAAUCAGAAAGAAUACUCGUAUAUAGAGAUAAAUAGAAGAUCCUUCCUUUUUAUUUCCUUUAAAAGAGCAUUCUAAUAACAAUAGCUUUUAAAAAAUAUUUAAGGGAUUAAAGCCAAUAAAAUAAGUAAAUAAGUAACUAGAUAAUGAAAAUAGUUUAAUAGAACAUGACUUUGUUUUAUCUAUGAACAAUGAAUUAUCACCCAAAGAAAAUAAUACCUCGUUCAAUAAUUAAGAAAAUGGAAAGUCUAUCACAGAUCAAGCAAAUGACUUUAUCUAAAAAUUCAAGAAACUAAAUCCAUUACUAACUAUUCAAGAAGAGAAACUUAAAAAAUUGCAAAUUCUUAAGCAAAAAGAAAUACAGUUAUAGUAAUUUAUCCAAAAAAGAAACUUUGUAGAGGCAAUCAAUAUAAUGAAAGAGUUUUUAGUUUAAGCAUCAUAAGAGAAGAAUUUGGAGAAUUUUGUUGAUACGAUAGCCUAUUUAGGAUAGCUUAAUUACUUUAAUCAUGAUUUAGACAAUGCAUUAUAUUCUUUCAUUCAACUUAAAAAUUUAAGUGAAAUUGUGGGAAGCCCAUAGAUAAAAAUGAGAUCUUUGAUACUAUUAGGAUAACUUUUUUAAGACGAACAAGAUUACAAUUAAGCACUUUAGUUGUAUAGAAGAGCUAUUCAUUACUGUUGGUAUCUGAACGAUUAAGAUACUGAAAUAGAUUUAUAUGACAAAUUAGGCUUUAUUUACUUUAUGAAAGGUGAUAUAUAAAAGGCCAAGUAUUUUCAUGAAAGGUCUAUAUCCCAUCAAUUAGAGAAUCCUAAAUCAGAAAAUAUGCAACAAAGCAUUUACACGGUUUCCUAAUUAUUUUCUAAAAAUUAAAAUUUUAUACCAAAUUUAAACCAAAUGGUCCUUGCUAAAUUAGGGUUAUUAACUGAUUAAUAAGAUUAAUUGAGAUUUUCAACUAAGUUAUCUGCACACCAUCAAAUAGUAAUACUUAAAGAAGAUAAAGAAAUAAAUUCAGCAAAUCAUGACCCUAGCUAAAUUAAUCCUGAUGAUAAAUUAAAGUAAAAAGUAAUACCAGAGGGUAUGGAAAAUGUGAAAGAAUACUAAAUUAUUUAAAAGAUUCUUGACCAAAAGAAUUCAUUUCAACCAAUUGUAUUAAAAAAUAUACAAUAUAAGGAUCCUCACUCUUAAAAAAUAGUUGACAAGUCUUUGUUGAAAUUAACUAUAGAAGAAAAAGUGCAAAAAGUUAAAAUGGACAUAUAUGAUGAUAAAAGAUUGUAAAAAAAAUUGAAAGAAGCAUAAGUAUCUGCGAUGAUAAAUAGAUAGACUUGCAAUUAAAAAUUCUUUUUUAAUCACUGUACUCCAAAUAGAAAUCUUCUAGGAUUUAAAUACACAUUUAAACCUAAUUCUCUAAAAUUUAAGAAGUAUUUUUAAAAAAUGGAAAAUAUGAUAAUUAAUUAAGUUUAUUGA